Molecule: messenger RNA, 1092 nt
Organism: Aphis gossypii (cotton aphid)
Lineage: Eukaryota; Metazoa; Arthropoda; Insecta; Hemiptera; Aphididae
Product: cilia- and flagella-associated protein 161-like
Exons: 7
Coding region: 18-881 (287 amino acids)
Biological process (GO): cilium assembly
Cellular component (GO): motile cilium
Source: RefSeq, a predicted model, not a curated record
UCCACCAAUCUAUCAUCAUGCACCGCGACACGCAACAGUACAGCGUUAACGUCCGGAUGGGCAAUUGGGUGGAAGAGACUCGUUUGCAAUCCGAAAAAAUAAAAACGUUUUUGGCAAAAAGAGAUCGAGGAGAAUUGCUAGUACAGAAAUCGCAGAGAAUGUACACAAGCCUUUUGCGACCAAUAGUUUUGAAUUCUACCUCUGAGUUCCUGAGAUACGGAGAAGACGCACAGCUCGUAUGCUCGGACAUCCGUUUUCCGGGAUGGAAAGACGGUGCCGGCGGCGUGGCCUUAUCGUGUUCGACGAGUGACUACCGCUCGGAAUUAGAUGGCCUGGGACCGGGCUGCACUAUAACCGCUUCUCCACUGACAGAGAGCUGCGUCCGAAACUGCUUCAAGAUUUGCAAAAUUGGAAGUAACUGCGAAAAAGGAAAACCUUUGAUGUUUGGCGAUACGUUUGCCAUUAGCCCGUGCAUCUCUUCCAAGCCGCUGUUCGUCGCUGCAGUCAUGCCUCGUCUAUAUACUGAACAAGGGGUGUCCGGUCACCCGGCCCUGAAGCUCGUCGACGCACAGGACGCAUAUUGCCGGUGGACGGUAGACUACUGGCGUGUGUCGAUGCGUGAGGAAGCAAAAGGACUUCCGGUUCCGAACGGAGCCAGAGUGGUCUUAAAGCACACCGCCACAAAUUUGAACGUUGCGGUGGAGACGAACUUUCGGAUCGCGACUUUCUUCGGUGACGAAUAUGAAGUAAGCGCACACACAUACAAGGAUGUCAGUGGUUGCGAAAAGCCACAAAAUAUUUGGGAGUUUGUUACGUCCAGAAAAAGUUCAGGAUCCGAAGACGACGACGGGAUGAAUGACGAUACAAAAACGAACAAAUAAUAUAAUACAAUAUUAUUUUAUUAUAUUAUAUAAUAUAAUACAAUAAUAAUAUGUCAUUAUUCAACUUAUUUACGGAUUCCACUGCAAACAGAUAAAAUAACACAACAAACGAUACGGUUAAUACAAAAGUGCAAAUAUUUUUCUCUGCGCUAUAGUGACCACCAAAAAAGUGUUUUCAUUUUAAAUGGUAUGCAUAAAAAAAAAAACAAAA